Molecule: messenger RNA, 1015 nt
Organism: Cyprinus carpio (common carp)
Lineage: Eukaryota; Metazoa; Chordata; Actinopteri; Cypriniformes; Cyprinidae
Product: guanine nucleotide exchange factor MSS4-like
Biological process (GO): small GTPase-mediated signal transduction; post-Golgi vesicle-mediated transport
Cellular component (GO): cytosol; membrane
Molecular function (GO): zinc ion binding; guanyl-nucleotide exchange factor activity
Source: RefSeq, a predicted model, not a curated record
UUUUCAAUCGGUCCGCUUUAGCGGUUGUGCAAAUAUUAGCAGUGUAGCCAACAGUAGUCCGUUAGUAUUUUCCAAGUAGUGUCUAUUAUUUUGUUUACACCUAAGUUACCACAUUUGUACUCAAAAUUUCUAAGACUAUAUUUGGGUAAUACAUCUGUCUUAAGAUCAGUUUUCCUCAUGGUCUGACCCAGAGUUUGAACUAAAUUCCUUACUAACAUGGAUGACAGCAAACAGACCUGCUCUCCCGAGGGACCUGCAGACCCCUCUCUCGUGACAGAAGAUGGUAAAAAUGUGAAAACAGUGUUGUGCCAGAGAUGUGGCUCCAAAGUGCUCUGCCCAGGCAUGGCACUGUUUGCAGAAAAGGAGCUUUUUCUGCCUGCAAUGAGAAAGAAGACCUCCAUUGGUCAAUCAGACGGGACGUUGGAUGGGGACACAUUGACAGCUCACUGGCUGGUUGAUGACAUGUACACAUUUGAGAAUGUGGGCUUUACAAAAGAUGUAGGCAAAGUGAAAUACCUUAUAUGUGCAGAUUGUGAGAUCGGACCCAUUGGUUGGCAUUGCCUGGAUGACAAGAAGAGCUUCUAUGUGGCAUUGGACAGGGUGAACCACGAAUAGAGCACGUACUGAAGUCACUGUUUGGAAAAUGCUAUGGUAUUCGACUACGUAACACAAAUGCCUUUCAUAUUUUGUUCAGAUAACUGUGGUUGGUUUUUAUAUAUUGUUUUUGUGAUGUUUUCAUUCUCACCAAACUGUAUGCUUGCAUGUACUACUGCCCCUGUCUAUCUCCAGUCUGCCAAAAAGAAAUGGAGACAAUCCUUUUAAACAUUCCUUAACACAAGUCCUUUCCAUCCUUCUUAUCUCUCCAUGCGUAAUACAUGAAGUCACUUUUGUGUAUGAAAAGCUUAAGAAGAACAGUCCUUGUCAUGUAACAAUAAUUGAUCAAUUCACCCUUUCAGCAUACACUUGCGAUAUUAUCUGAAACAAGUAAAUAAAAUAAAACUCUAAAUUGUUCUGA